Messenger RNA from Chaetomium globosum CBS 148.51, 753 nucleotides. RefSeq lists its product as uncharacterized. Bases 1 to 753 code for a protein of 250 amino acids. Lineage: Eukaryota; Fungi; Ascomycota; Sordariomycetes; Sordariales; Chaetomiaceae. The record is from RefSeq and is a predicted model, not a curated record. The transcript has a single exon.
AUGCUGUUCCAAGCUGCCCUCGGCGUUAUCCUCGCUGGACCUAGCCCCGUCACAGCCCACGGCUAUGUUGACAAAUGGACUAUCGAUGGCCAGAGCUACACCGGGUUCAAUCCAACCACAGCGCCGUGGGUGCCUGACCAAGGGACCAUCAGCUGGCCGGCCUGGAACACAGAUACGGGGCCUGUUUAUGGUAGCAACGUGGACAGUCCAGACAUCAUCUGUUCGGUGAAUGCCACCAAUUCCAAGAUCUACCCCGUCCCCGUCGCUGCCGGCAGCACUAUCAAGCUGCACUGGACGACUUGGCCAGAGUCGCACCACGGGCCCAUGUUCACCUACUUGGCGGCCUGCAACGGAGAUUGCGUCACCGCGGACAAGAAGCAGCUUCGAUGGUUCAAGAUCGCGGAGCUAGGGCAGAUCUCGUAUGGCGCAGGCGGUGGUAAAUCUGGUGUUUGGGCCGCCGACCAACUGCGCUUGGCCGGAGGAGACUGGGAUGUCACCAUUCCCUCUUCCAUCAAGGCCGGCAACUACGUCCUCCGACACGAGAUCCUGGCCCUCCAUUCUGCCUACGACGUUGGCGGCGCCCAGUUCUACCCCCAAUGCACCAAUAUUCAGAUCACUGGCGGCGGUAAUGACACCCCGGCUGGAGUUGUGGGAACAUCGCUCUACACCAAGGACGAGCCGGGCGUGCACUACAACAUCUACAACGACGAGUCAAAGCCGAUUUAUCAAAUGCCUGGCCCUCCGUUGAUUUGA